Bemisia tabaci is the source of this 3593-nucleotide messenger RNA. Its product is annotated as secernin-3. The record is from RefSeq and is a predicted model, not a curated record. Lineage: Eukaryota; Metazoa; Arthropoda; Insecta; Hemiptera; Aleyrodidae. Gene Ontology annotation, molecular function: cysteine-type exopeptidase activity; dipeptidase activity. Gene Ontology annotation, biological process: proteolysis.
UUUCACGAAUUUCUCGAAGUGCGGAGUUGUGGAUAAAUCCUUAUUUUGUAGACACUUACGCAACAUUGCGUCUGCAUUAUUUACUAAUUGGCACCUUCUGGCUGAGCUCCUCUGAAAUUUUUCUGUCCGGGCUGUCCUCACACAUCUAAAUAAUUUUUUCCCCGUGUCUCCUCCGUAAUUAGAAACGUAGGUAAUUACUCCAGUUUCAUCUUAACAAAAAGUUAGCGUUCUUCAAGCCUGUUAUCACUCAGCAUUUGUGUUACUUCAGUCCGUCUGUGUCUGAGGGUUGUGUUGUAUCUGUCAAUUGUUCAGUCCCAUAAUCCGGCUCUUCAAUCGAAAAUUGAAGAAUGGCCCUUGUAAGCUGUGAUACUUUUGUAGUUUUACCUCCAUUAACUGCUCAUGGAGGGAUUAUUUUUGGCAAAAAUUCUGACCGCCCUAAAGGUGAAGUCCAGGAACUAAUCUAUCAAAAACCUGAGUCAUAUCCUGCUGGUAGCAAAGUUAUGUGUACCUACAUCGAAAUUGAGCAAGCAGAAGCAACUCAAGGAGUAAUCUUGAGCAAACCAGCGUGGAUGUGGGGAGCAGAGAUGGGAGCCAAUGAAGCAGGAGUUGUGAUUGGCAACGAAGCUGUCUACACCAAACUUCAAUCCUCAAAAGAUGCUGAGGAGAAACUCCUAGGGAUGGAUCUUGUCAGGCUUGGUUUAGAAAGAGCGAAGUCAGCGGAUGAGGCUGUCACUAUAAUCACUACUCUUCUUGAGAAGCACGGACAGGGUGGACCUUGCUCUGAUACGGAUCCCGAUUUCACGUAUCACAAUUCGUUUCUAAUUGCAGAUGCUAAGGAGGCCUGGGUCCUAGAAACAGCCGGUCAUUUAUGGGCAGCUGAAAAAAUUAAAGAAGGAUACCGCAAUAUUUCUAACUGUCUUAGUCUGACCACUAGAUUUGAUAGAUCUUCUGCUGACUUAAAAGAAUAUGCCAAAGGAAACAAUCUCUGGAAUGGGGAGGAUGAGUUCAAUUUUAAGAAAAUAUUCGCCAACCCAGAAACUAGCUGUGAUCGUUUUGAAAAAGGCUCCGAGUUAUUAGGAAAUCUAACCAAAUCAAACCAAUUUAAAACGAAAGACAUGUUUACAGUUUUACGGGACAAAGAUUCUGGCAUUUGCCGAAGCACAGAUAACCCGUUUCCAACAACUGGAUCCCAGGUGUCUCUUUUAUCCGUCGCAGGAAGUCAGAAACCACAUGUCCAUUGGUUCACUGCAACACCUGACCCAUCUGUAUCAGUUUUCAAACCGUUUAUUUUCACCCCCAACGUUCAAAUUUCACAACAUACUGUUAGUCCUAUCAUCGAAAAUGAUCCAGCCAAGGUGGUUCCUCGUUUUCAGCGCAAGGUUGAUAGAGCACAUUUGUUAUACAGACUUCAUGAGAGUGCAAUUGAAAAGCAAAAAACUGCUGGUUUGACAGAACUUAAGAAUAUGGAGACUAUCUGUUACACGGAAAUGGAAACUCUCCUCAGCAACGAUACGACCUUAGAUCUAUCAGAAAUGGACGAUUUGCUCAAAGACGCUGUUGAAACUGAAGUGAAAUUUCUUAGAUAAUCUGCUUUCAAUUUAUAAUGAAGUGGCAAAAAAAGCCAUUCAUCACCCAAUUUAUUUACUGCAGCUGUGCUUUUCUAUAAGCUUUGAAAUGUGUAUCUUUAUUUAUGUAUUUAUUCACAAUUUACUUUUGUAUUGUUUAUAUAACAUCACAAUUGUUCAAAAAUCAUAGCUUUUUCUUUCGUCUUUUUUUUUUCGGAAAGUCCAACUUUAAAUCACCGUUCAAAUUUUUCAUGUGCUUCUGCAUGAAAAAGUAUUGUUUCUUGUCAUAAUUAUCUGGAGCACGCUGAAUAGUUCCUGUCGAAUUUUAUUUGUAAUUUAUGUCUUUAGCAAAAAAAAAAAGGAAAACCUGUAGUCGAUGACUUUCUCAUUGGCUUGUUGGUAUUAUGACUAGUGCAGUCUAGUAAUGUUCUCAGGCAAUAAAAAUGCUAUCUGGGUCUACUACCAAACUCAUUGUGAAGAAAUUGUUAUGAAUGCAACUUACAUGUGCUGCUGAUCAUCAGAUUUGUUGCGUUUCUUCAGAAUAAUGUCAGAAUCAUCGCAAAAAUUACCAUAGUCAUCAAUAUGUUAACUAUCAUUUUAUAGAUCAGCUGUCAAUAUACAUUGAAAAAUUUUUGCACCAAAAACCUACAGUCCCAUCAGUUUAGUAAACAUUUGUGUUUUUGUUUUAGUAAUUUUGAAAACCCCAAAAAAUUAAUCUGAAACCUACUUUUCUAUUAUUGUUAAUGAUUUUCUCUGUGAUUUUUGGAACAUUGAUAAUGACCCAGUCAUUGCGCUAUGCUGUAGCUUUAAAAUAUGUUAUAUUUUAGUGUAGUAUCAAUUUUUAUAAUUUUAUACCUCUUUUAUUCCUUUCCUUAUUGUUUUGUGUUUAUAUUACACCGUAACUAUCAGAUUGUGAUAACAAAUUUUGAAAGUUUCUCCAUGAGUGUAGAAACUGAUUGGUGCAGUGAUACUCGAUUCCAAAUUUAUUCAUUUUAUAUCUCUCAUUUUCAUUACUUUCCCUAAUUUUUAGUUUAUUUUCCUGUUCCUUUCAGCUCCUCUAAGGUGGUCACUACUUAAUGUUGUAAAAUCCCUUUGAAGGAUCUAAAACACAAUUAUAAUUGUAAUUUGUACCAAAGAUUGUAAGAUUAGUGUGUUUCAGAAACUUGAAUUUUAUCGUCUUAGAAGCCUAAACUCAAAUAUAUUGAGGGGAUAGGUUAAGAAUUAAAUUCUUAACUAAAUAUCGGUGCAAUCCUUUUCUUCAAUCGAUUUUUUUUACCUUAUAAUAUGUACGAAGGAAAAUUUAUAAUCUGUGAUUAUUUUCAUACUUAAAUUUUUUUAUUUGUUAAUGCACAGGUUUUAGCUUCGCUUAAGCAGCUCUCACAUGAGCACGCAGUGGUUGAUCAAUUAAGAGCAAAUCUGAAUGUGGUAUUAGACAUUAUAGUCUUUGUAUUCCUACUAAGCUGCACUUUCCUAGAAGCUCCAUGCGGAGAAGACAUUUGCACCACAAAUUUUGUUGCAUACCUCCUUGAUUUUCAAUUUCAAUUGAAGCAGCUUUCAGAGAGUACUUAUUGCAUCAUCAGUGGCGUAGUGUACUUUGCGAUUUAUUGAUUUAUCUGCCAUUUGAACCCAUGGAAAAGGAUCGAUGAACAUGGUAUUAGCAACAAACGCCUUAAUAAUCGAUUCUUUACCACAGCUUCGAAAGGGAAAUUAUUGAUAAUCGAUUAAUUUUUCCCACCUUAAUAAAAGACGACCUUAUUAAAAGAUAGGAAGCACAGGGUUUCUGAAUUAUAUCAGCUCUGAGUGUCAGAUAAUGCGCUCAUCCAAUUACGAAGUUGCACAUCUUGGGGUAUUUCAUCCUUUUAAAAAAAACUUGAGUGCAGUUUUUCUUGAAAUUUACUUGCUCAUUUAAAAACAUCCACAUCAAAGUUCAACGAAAUAUUUUGACUAGUUUUCUUUGAGGGGGAUGUAACACCAAUGGAGAUUUUGGAGUCGCAAAGAAAAUAUGUAAUUUUUUACCGCAGUCAUCAA